This is a messenger RNA of Saccostrea cuccullata (small rock oyster), 7330 nucleotides long. RefSeq names its product 1-phosphatidylinositol 4,5-bisphosphate phosphodiesterase gamma-1-like. Gene Ontology annotation, molecular function: protein binding; phosphatidylinositol-4,5-bisphosphate phospholipase C activity. NCBI's taxonomy places the organism in Eukaryota, Metazoa, Mollusca, Bivalvia, Ostreida, Ostreidae. The record is from RefSeq and is a predicted model, not a curated record. The transcript is spliced from 33 exons. Bases 212 to 4063 code for a protein of 1283 amino acids. Gene Ontology annotation, biological process: positive regulation of epithelial cell migration; phosphatidylinositol-mediated signaling; release of sequestered calcium ion into cytosol.
UCCCGGAAGAUUAUUGUUCGUCAACAUGGACGAAGCAUGAAAGGGUAGAACCUGACAAUUAUGGUGGAUUAAUCAACUUCCUUCUUGCUAUGUAACUUUAACGAAGACCGUGUAAAACUGUAGAUAAGAAAACAUUGGUGUCAAAAUAGAUUUAUUUAUCAUGCGGCCUGACUGACUUGAAAAUCUACAGUAAAAAUAACAAAAGCGAAAGAUGGCCACAACGAUGAAUGAAGUGGAAAUCUAUCGCUGCCUCGAAAGGGGGCUGGUGGUCACCAUCUUUUUCUCCAAAAAGAGACCAGAAAAGAAAACGCUGCAAGUGAAACUGGAAACUAGACAGCUGGUCUGGAUCCGAGCGAUGGGAAGCAAACCCGACGGAACGCUGAACCUCAGAGAAGUUCGUGAAGUAAGAGAUGGCAGAAACAGUAAAGAUUUUGACCGGUGGCCAGAAGAAGCGCGGAGACAUGACCCUUCUCUCUGUUUUGUCAUUUUCUACGGAAACGACUUCAAACUCAAGACAUUAUCUGUUGUUGCCACUAAUGCUGACGAGUUUCAGACGUGGAAGCUGGGACUACAGAAGUUAGAGAAAUCUGCCAAAGAGGCUCCAUACCAGUUACAGCUGGAGAGGGUUACAUUGAAAAAUAUGAAGGCUUGGAUGCCAAGAAUAAACCUCAAAAUAUCCACCAAUAAGUUACGAGAUAAAUUUCAGGAGGUGUCUCGGAAAGAUGAGAUUCAAUAUGAAGAAUUUGCAGCUUUAUUUCACAAACUUAUCCAUGUUCCUGAGAUUAUUACAAAUUAUGUUGAAUAUUACUGUGAGGAAGAACACAAUGAAAGGUGCAUCUUCCCAGAUAAAUUCCAAAGGUUCCUAAAAGAAGAACAAAAGGAAUGCUUUGCAGAGAAUGGCACUACUGUAAGAAACGUAAUGGUAAAAUUCCUGGAGGAUCCCAUGAGACACAGAGGGAAUGUUUACUUCACAGAUGUUGAGUUUGAGGAUUUUUUAUUUUCUAAAGAUAACCAGGUGUUUGACAUGCAGUAUGAUAGGGUUUAUCAGGACAUGACACAUCCCCUGGCCCACUACUGGAUAGCCUCUUCUCAUAAUACAUAUCUAACGGGGGACCAGAUUUCCAGUGAGUCCUCAGUAGAAGCAUAUGUUCGAGUUCUAAGAAUGGGUUGUAGAUGUAUUGAAUUGGACUGUUGGGACGGACCAGAUGGAUAUCCUAGUAUUUACCAUGGACACACUCUUACCUCCAAAAUUAAAUUUCUAGAUGUCUUACGUGCCAUUAAAGACCAUGCCUGGGUUGCUUCAGACUACCCUCUGAUUUUAUCAUUAGAAAACCACUGUGGCUUAGGACAGCAAAGAAACAUGGCAAUGGCUUUCAGGGACACAUUUGGAAGUGAACUUUUGGUGGAACCUGUAGAUAGUGACUUCAAAAGGUUACCUUCACCAGAACAGCUAAAAAGAAAAGUCAUUCUCAAGCAUAAAAAGUUGCCCAGUGAAGGCAGGAAUGCAGAGUUGGUGGAAGUGAGAGUAGAUGAUGUUACCAGAGAUGGUGAUGUUUCAAAUGCAGUGAAAACUGGUGUCAUGUAUUUAGAAGACCAAAUUGAAAGUCAAUGGCAUCCCCACUUUUUUGUGCUGACCCCGAGCAAGAUGUACUGGACCAAAGAGACCAAUCAGGGCGAAGAUGAGGAGGAACAGGAAGAUAAUACGUCAACAAUGGAGCUGGGUGACAGGCCUCAAGAUGAACUUCACUUUGGGGAGAAAUGGUUCCAUGGGAAACUGGAGGGAGGUAGAAGGACCGCCAUAGAACUACUGAACGAGUACAGUUACCUAGGAGACGGGACCUUCCUGGUCAGGGAAAGUGAUACCUUCAUCGGAGACUUCUCUUUAUCUUUCUGGAGAAGAAAUGCAGUGGAGCACUGUCGGAUUAAGUCUAAACAAGAGAUGGGCCAAGUUAAAUACUACUUAAUAGAGACAACAUUAUUUGACAGUCUGUAUGACUUAAUUACAUAUUACCGUCAAGUUCCCCUAAGGAGCCCCAGUUUUGUGAUGAAAUUAACAGAACCAGUGCCGCAGCUGAAGAGCCAUGAAGACAAGGAGUGGUAUCAUGACAACUUAAGUCGUGCUGCAGCUGAAAACAUGCUCAAGAGGAUCCCAAGUGAUGGGGCUUUCCUAAUCAGGAGGGGCCAGGCGGGGGAUAGUUACGCAAUCUCUUUCAGGGCUGAUGGAAAAAUUAAACAUUGUCGCAUUGAAUUGGAUGGGCGGUUGUUUGCCAUUGGAUCAGCUCAGUUUGAAAGUUUGAUAGACUUGGUGAAAUAUUAUGAGAAAAAUCCACUCUACAAUAAAGUGAAGUUAAAGAUUCCUGUCAGCCAAAAUCUGGUGGACACAAAAGGAGCUAUGCCACGCUUACCUGAUGAAAGUGCUUCUACAGCAUAUAUAAACCCAAAUGAGUUGUCUAAGGUUUUUCAAAAUGGAGAUGAGCAGUUAUAUGGUGACGGAAUUUACCACAUGCCAAAUGAGAUUUUUCCACAAACAAAGCUAAGGGGUCGUGCCUUAUAUGACUACACGGCCAGUCGAAAUGAUGAGCUGUCUUUCAGCAAAGGAACCAUUAUUACAAAUAUCACAAAAACAGACAAUGGCUGGUGGAGAGGAGAGACCCCCACCAGUCGUGGACCCAUGCUGUUCCCCGGUCACCUGGUGGAGGAGCUAGAGGAAGAUGAGGCUAAUGACCAGGAACCCCUGGGAACCCUCCAGAAAGGUUCUGUAGAGAUACAAGGCUGCCGCUUAGAACGCAGUGGUCGCCCAGACAGGUUACACACAUUCAAGAUUUUUACUCGUACAAUGCCAAACCCAAUAGAAGUGGCCGUGGAUUCUGAGGAACAGAUGAUGCAGUGGUUAGAAGCCAUUGAUCAGUGCACCUCUAAAAUGGCAGGGGAGAAAAUGGUGGACAAAUUAAUGGAAAAGAGGAAGUGCCUUGCUAGGGAUUUGUCAGAUCUUAUUAUUUAUGCUGUUGCUGUGCCAUUUGAUCACGAAAAGGUAUUGAAGAAGAUGACUCACAUAUCGGAAAUGUCGUCCUUCUCUGAGAUCAAGAUUGAUAAAUACUGCUCACAGGCAUUUGCUCAUUUCUUCUUACAUUAUAAUAGAACUCAGUUAAGUCGCUGCUAUCCAAAGGGAGGUCGGGUAGACUCCUCGAACUAUGACCCGAUGCCGAUGUGGAAUGUGGGAUGCCAGAUGGUGGCCCUGAAUUACCAGACACCGGACCGUUCCAUGCAGCUAAAUGAGGGGAGGUUCCUAAAUAACGGCAAAUGUGGUUUUGUCCUCCAGCCUGAUAUAAUGAGGAGACCAGAGUUUGACCCCUGUAACAAGCAGUCCAUUAAAGAUGUUGACCCCUUAACCUUAUCUAUAAAGAUUAUUGGUGCCAGACAUCUUGUCAAAUCAGGAAAAGGAAUCAUCAGUCCAUUUGUGGAAAUAGAGAUUGCUGGACUUGAAUAUGACAAGAGUAAAUUCAAGACCAACACUAUAAGCCCACCCAAUGGACUUAACCCUAUCUGGAAGGACCAGAAUAGUGGAAUAUUUGAUUUGAUUUGUCCAGAAAUGGCUCUGAUCAGAUUUGUGGUGUAUGAUGAGGACACAUUUGGGGAGCCUAACUUUGUAGGACAGGCCACCUACCCCGUGGUUUGUCUCAAGUCUGGUUAUCGUAGUGUGCCUCUGAAGAAUGGUUUCUCUGAGGAAAUGGAGAUGGCAGCUUUACUGAUCCAUGUGGACAAGAGAAAUCCAAAGGAGUCUGAUGAUAGUGAAAUCUACUCAUGCAUACAAGAUCUUAGGGACAAAAAGGAAGACUUGCAAACUAACAUAAAUGAGCUGAUGAGAGUGGGGCAGUUUGAUCGUGCUAACCGACUGCAAGAAGACCUGAGGGAGACAGAGCAGAACCUAAUACAGAAGAGUGCGGAAAGGAGGCAGAGAAACUUUCAUUCAUUUAUAGAACAAAGUAUCAGUGAAAGCAAAUUUGUGAAUGGCAGAUUUGCCAGUAACCGACCCAUUGUAUAUAGCAGGAGCUCAAAUAGCUGAAGAUGGACAACAAUUGUUGACCUCGAACUUGUGCCCUUUCAUCCUUACCAUCUGACCUGUGAUACACUGUUGCCAUAGCAAUGACCUCUGCAUAUGCUAAAGUUUUAAGAAUGCUGAGUUAUCUUUUUUGUUCAUGUUUUAUUUGUAUUUACCAGAAUUUUGUGAUAUGUUGUGCAUUGAUGUCAAAUUUUGCAGUGACUCGUAAUAUGAAGGUGGUGCAUGAUUGUUAUUUAGAUGUCUUUGAAUUCUGUAUCUAUUAAUUGUAUUUUCUAUACCAAUACCCGUAUUGUGUUAUAUGGGUGUCACCGAUUAUAAUAAUUUCAUAGCUUUAGUGACAUUUUAUGAAUUGUUGAUGAGGAAUAUUUUGGAUGAGAUUAACAAAACCAGCUGCUGUUGCCUUACCAUGAAGUAAAUGUCACAGUGGUUUUUUCUACAAUGACUAAUUAUUGAAUAUAAAAUAUGUACAUAUAAUAACUAUCCAGUAUACAUGAUAGUGCUAGAUUUUGUUAAACUGUAAAAUUGUACAGGAGUAGGUUUUGUUAGGCAUGAAAUUGUAUGACAUACCUGUAUGUAAAUAUUGUUAAUGAAUGUAUUAAUUGUACAGAAAUCUGAAGAACCAUUCUCCUUUCUGAUUUUAAUUGUUAGACUUGUCAGAUUUUGUAUUUGUCAUGAUGCCAAAAUGCUGAAUCCAGUGGCUUUUUAAAAAAUCUAAAGUUGUAAGCAUUUUUCUUAAAUGAGUGAGAACUGCUGUGUGUACAUACAUGUAUUUGUCUAUAGCUAGCAUUUGAACUUUGAAAACAUAUUGUAUAAAAAAAAAUUUCCCUCAUUUGUGUGAACUUCACCAAUGAUACAUAUACCACCUGCAUAGGUCACAAUAAGAUUCUUCACAAUGUCAAGACUUAGUGAUAUCAUUACUCUACCCAAACCCUUAAAAAAUGUUGUUAUUUAAAUGUCAGGCUUGUGGUUAAACUUGAUGUAAAUGGUUUAAUACAAUAUGUAAUAAACUAACCAAUGAGAUUAUCCCCCCUAAGAAAUGUUCAAUAUAGACUCUAGAUAUAUUAGAAGUUCACUUUUUAAAUUUUGUUCUUUGCUCAUAUGAUUUUGUUUAUUUUCUAGAUUGAAGUCUAGUUUUGACAUUUUGUUUAGUUUAUUAAAACAUAAAUGACAUACCUAUUUUGACAUUCUAUUGUUACCUGCUGGUUCAUAGCCUAUCACAUUCUUUGUGUGAUUGUGAGGUGAACUGGUCUCCAAUAUUUGGUCACAAUACUUUCCCUUUAAUGGAAAAGUCAGUUUUGUUCUCACAAAUUUAACCAUUUGGAUAAGAAAGCCAUUUUCUGAUUGGUUCCCAUUGCAAGGUCAUGAACAAAUGAAAUAGUCUCUUUCUAGCCCGACUUUUAAAUAGCAACUUUUGACAAUUCAAGGGUUUGCUUAGAGAAAAUAUUGCAAAACUUAAGGUAGUGAAGAUGAGGAAGUAUAAUUUUGCAUAAGAAAUUGAGCAUAGUACAUUUUAAGUUUAGACUCCUAGAGUAACCUGAGACAAAAGUAGUUGUACAUUUGUAUUUGGAUACAGGAAUAGGGACAUACAGCACUGUGUAUGUAAGUUCAACUGUCAAGUAGUAGAUUAAGAAGUUUGGAAAAAAAAACAUUUUUAUCAGGGAAUUUAUUUUGUUCAUGGGCAAUGAUCAAUUAGCCAAAUAGAAGAUGAACAAAUCUAAUAUUAAAGUUAGUGAAAUACUGACAACAAAUGGCAGAAUGUUAAUGUAUAGGUAAACUGUUAUGCAUAUGUACAUGUACUUAAAAGUUUUAAAUUAUUUUUACAGUAUUUUUUUUCAGCAAUGGUAAAUUUUAUUUAGGAAUAAAAUGAAAAAUAUGUGAAUUUUUAUUGAUAUCAUAAACUGUGAGAAGAGCGCAGAAGUUUUAAGCAUGUUGAAUAGAGAUUUAAAACUUAGAAGUAGUCCAAAGUGGCAUUAAUACAUGUAUUUAGAUUUUUUUGAAGAAAUGUUUUUGUCAUCUUUGAAUGUAAAUUCUGAAUUAUUAGUUUUGUGUAAAAGUCUGACAGAAUUAUAUAGUUGAUGUUUGAUUACAUUUUUAGUACAUUUUUUUCUGUACAUGACAAAUUCUUUGCAAGUUUUCUGAAUAAUUUAUGAUACUAGUAUGCAGCAACAACAGUAAAAACAAACAAACAAACAACUUUUUUUACUUAAUGAACAGUAGACGUUUAGUCUUCAAAAGCUUCAAAUUUGCUCAUACAAAAUGUAAUUUGUAUAUUAACCUCCAUUGUAAUCUAAUCAUGACAAUACUUUUUCAAGUGUUUUAAAGGAGUUCAAUAUGCAGCAAUUGAAAAAAAAAAUCAUUUUUGGCUUAUAGGCUACAAAAACUUCACAUUUACUCAUAUGAAAUACAUACUGUAGAUCAAUUGUUUCGUUAAUUGACCUCCAUUAUCUAGAUGAAUUAAACGAGAAACCAAUGACCAAUUUGUUCUUUGUAAGAUCAUCUGUCUGACAUGCUCAUCAUUGUAGGAGAAUUAUGUAUUAAAGAGUUACCCCUCUUUGAGACCCCUUGCUUCAGCUUUUGUUUCCAAUAAAUGUUUAUUAACUAAUAUAAAAUUUAUAUUAACAUCAGUUAUAAUGUAGUUUCUUUUUUAUAUGAAUAUUUUCCUGGGUGAACUCAUUUAUGCUCCCAUAUUUUUUAUUAUAUACGUGAUGUUUAUAGGGUUUAUAAAACUCUUUGUCUCAGGCUACAGACACAAGCUCUUAUGUUACGUAUACUUGUUGCUGAUUAUUAUAUAUUUUCUGAGAAAACCAUUUUUAACAUUCACUUCAUUUUUUGUGCUAGAGAGGAAAUUUUCUUCUGCCAUGGAGUAUACUGGAAUAUUUUAAUGAAAUAAAUUUUGUCUAUUCUUAAACUAAAAAGAAAGUUUUGCUUGGUAAGGGCUAUUUAUAUUUUGUUGAAAUAAUCAAACCAGUAGUGACCUAUAUAUUCUUAAUAUAUAUAGUCCUGGUCAAACUUUUAAUUUUCCAAUUGAGACCAAUUAAUGAAUAAGACAAAAUUAUUACUAGUAUUUUGUGAAAAUUUUCCAGAAUGCGGAACCUUUAACCUAAAAGAUACAAUAAAACAGUUAUAUUCAGAAGCAUCUAAUUUCUCUUUGUAAAAUUGUGGAUAUGUAGAAAAAAUGAAAAUAUUAAUUAUGGUUAUGUUAAUUAACAUUACAUUAUUCUUUACCUGAAUUUUGUACCAUCAGAUGUCAAUAAACAUAUUUUAAACAAA